Messenger RNA from Brassica rapa (field mustard), 1677 nucleotides. Its product is annotated as transcription factor TGA3. The record is from RefSeq and is a predicted model, not a curated record. Lineage: Eukaryota; Viridiplantae; Streptophyta; Magnoliopsida; Brassicales; Brassicaceae. Gene Ontology annotation, biological process: DNA-templated transcription; regulation of DNA-templated transcription. Gene Ontology annotation, molecular function: DNA-binding transcription factor activity; sequence-specific DNA binding.
UUAUUAUUCUACGCUCGUAGGACUAAUCAAACCAAAGAGAUAAAAUAUAAAUUAAAAAAAAAAAGAGAAAAAAAAAAAAAAAUAUCUUCUACUUCUUCUUCUUUCAUUGAUGUGUACGCUUCACCUCUAAGUUUUGACCAAAAGCUUCGUUAUUUUCUUCUAUUGGAAUAUACUCUCGUCAGAAUGCGUUUCAACUAGAGAUUCACUCUUCAUAUCUCGUCUUCGUGAUGAAUUGUCCAUGGAGAUGAUGAGCUCAUCUUCUUCUUCUACUACACAAGUUGUAUCAUUGAGAGAGAUGGGGAUGUACGAACCGUUCCAACAGUUGUCUGGUUGGGAGAAUGCUUUCAACACUAUAGGUACUAGUAAUCAAAACAACAACAACAAUCCGAGCUCUUCCACAGUUCCUGAGGUGGAAGCAGAUGAUAACAAUAAGGCGAAUUAUACUUCUAUGUAUAAUAACUCUGUUGAAGCAGAACCGUCUAGUAACAAUGAUCAGGACGAUGACCAAAUCAAUGAUAAGAUGAAACGGCGAUUGGCUCAGAACCGAGAGGCUGCUCGCAAAAGCCGUUUGAGAAAGAAGGCACAUGUCCAGCAGUUAGAAGAAAGCAGGUUAAAGUUAUCACAGCUUGAGCAGGAACUUGCAAGAGCUAGGCAACAGGGAUUAUGUGUACGCAAUUCAUCAGAUUCUAGUUAUCUUGGACCAGCUGGGACCAUGAACACAGGAAUUGCUGCAUUUGAGAUGGAAUACACACACUGGCUAGAAGAACAGAACAAGAGAGUGAGCGAGAUUCGAACAGCACUCCAAGCGCAUAUCAGCGACAUUGAGCUCAAAAUGCUCGUCGACAUAUGUUUAAACCACUACGCUAAUCUCUUCCGCAUGAAAGCUGAUGCUGCAAAGGCUGAUGUCUUCUUCUUGAUAUCCGGUAUGUGGCGAACUUCAACCGAACGCUUCUUCCAGUGGAUUGGAGGUUUCCGCCCUUCCGAGCUCUUAAAUGUUGUGAUGCCAUACAUUGAGCCGUUAACUGAUCAGCAGCUCUUGGAGGUGAGAAACUUACAACAGUCGUCUCAGCAAGCAGAGGAAGCUCUUUCUCAAGGCUUGGAUAAACUUCAGCAAGGUUUGGUCGAGAACAUUGCAGUUGACAUAAGAGUUGUUGAGUCUGCGAAUCACGGAGCUCAGAUGGCUUCAGCUAUGGAGAAUCUUCAGGCGUUGGAGGGUUUUGUGAACCAGGCGGAUCAUCUGAGAAAGCAGACUCUGCAGCAAAUGAGUAAGAUCUUGACGACAAGGCAGGCUGCUAGAGGGUUGCUCGCUUUAGGAGAGUACUUCCACAGGCUCCGUGCGCUGAGUUCUCUUUGGGCAGCUCGUCCACGAGAACGCACUUAAACAAGUUUUAGGAGUCAAAACAAAGAGAAGGGAAGCACAAGGAAAACGAGGCAAACCUCGAAUGAUGUUUAGCUAGGGACUUUGUUUAUCUAUCUGUGAGUGAAAAGUGUAUGGAGAUGUAGAGUGAUUUUAUUCUCCAUUAGAGCAUCAUCUUACUCAUUGAUGUUUUUGGUUUUGCUUAAAUGAAUUCGUUAAGAGAAAUGAAUAAAGAUGUAAAUUUGGGUGGAAAACAUUUCAAGAUGUUAAUAUUUGUAUUUAAUGUCAACCCUCAAGUCUGCUACGAAUUUUUACCUUUA